This is a messenger RNA of Rhodamnia argentea, 1131 nucleotides long. Its product is annotated as protein EXORDIUM-like 2. The transcript is spliced from 2 exons. Bases 58 to 990 code for a protein of 310 amino acids. The record is from RefSeq and is a predicted model, not a curated record. NCBI's taxonomy places the organism in Eukaryota, Viridiplantae, Streptophyta, Magnoliopsida, Myrtales, Myrtaceae.
ACCAAACACAAAUCAAUCUCAGCCUCGUUCUCCUACUUCUUCUCCCAGAGACGAAAAAUGGCUUCUUCGAGCCACACUAACUUCGCCAGCCUCGCGUUACCCGUCCUCGCAAUCCUCUGCUGCCUCGGCCCCCGCCCGGCGGCUUCCGCCCUCGUCCAGCAGCAGCCCCUCGUCCUCCAGUACCACAACGGCCGCCUCCUCAAGGGCAACGUCACCCUCAACCUCCUCUGGUACGGCUCCUUCUCCCCCGCUCAGCGCUCCGUCAUCCUCGACUUCCUCCACUCCCUCUCCGCCCCGGCCCCCUCCCCGCCUCCCUCCGUCUCCUCUUGGUGGCGCACCACCGCCCGCUACAAGGGCGGCCCUUCCAACCUCGCCGUCGGGGCCCAGAUCCUCGACGAGAGCUACUCCCUCGGCAAAUCGUUGGAGACGGGACAGCUGGCAUCUCUGGCUUCUAAGGCCGGCUACCAGAGCAUCAAGACCAGGGCGCUCGCGAUCAACCUCGUGCUGACCUCCGCCGACGUGGCCGUCGACGGGUUCUGCAUGAGCCGGUGCGGUACCCACGGCUCCGGCGCGGCCGGGAAGGCCAAGUUCACGUACGCGUGGGUGGGGAACGCGGUCAGCCAGUGCCCGGGGCAGUGCGCCUGGCCGUUCCACCAGCCGCAGUACGGGCCGCAGACUCCGCCGCUGGUGGCGCCGAACGGUGACGUCGGGGUGGACGGGAUGGUGAUCAACCUGGCGACGGUGCUGGCGGGCGCCGUGACGAACCCGUUCAACGACGGGUACUACCAAGGGGCGGCGGGGGCCCCGCUGGAGGCGGUGAGCGCGUGCACGGGGAUCUUCGGGAAGGGCGCGUACCCGGGUUAUCCUGGUCAAGUCCUGGUGGACAAGACGACGGGGGCGAGUUAUAAUGCGAUCGGCGUUAGUGGCCGCAAGUUUCUGUUGCCGGCCAUGUGGGACCCGAAGACCUCCACGUGCGAGACACUCGUGUGAAUCCUAAUACUGAAAGUCUGAAAAGAGUUCGUAGGUAUGAGCUUUUGUGGAAAUGUUUUUUUUUUUCUAAGUGUAGAUUUAGGGAAUACAAAUGAGAUGGAAUGUAAAAUUAUAUACAAAUGAUAUGUGGAAGUACCUCUA